This is a messenger RNA of Postia placenta MAD-698-R-SB12, 1803 nucleotides long. RefSeq lists its product as hypothetical. The coding region runs from base 1 to 1803 and encodes 600 amino acids. The transcript has 12 exons. The record is from RefSeq and is a predicted model, not a curated record. Lineage: Eukaryota; Fungi; Basidiomycota; Agaricomycetes; Polyporales; Adustoporiaceae.
AUGGCCCCAGCACUGAAACCCUACAACGGUACCCAGCGCAAGCUGGUCCUUGCGUUUGACGUAGGCACUACUUUCAGUGGCAUAGCUUACGCUCUCCUUGAUCCGGGAGAGGUCCCGACUGUUCAAAGCGUCACACGCUUCCCUGGCCAGGAGAACGCGGCUGGAAGUUCAAAGUUUCCAUCGAUAUUAUACUACAAUACCCAAGGCGAAGUACGGGCCGCCGGUGGCGAAGCCGCCCUCCCUGGCAUGGAGCUAGAAGCCGACGACGAUAAACUAGUCUUUGUCGAAUGGUUUAAGUUACACCUACGCCCGGAGACCGUAGACAAGAGCACGUUCAACAAAGCCGAUAUCCCCCCACUUCCUCAAGGGAAGACGGUCGUUGAUGUCUUUACAGACUUUCUGCGUUAUUUAUAUGACUGCGCACGCCGUUACGUAGUUGAGACCCACGCUGUCGGCGACCGACUCUGGGACUCCCUGGGAGACCGCAUCGACAUCGUCUUGAGUCAUCCAAAUGGGUGGGAGGGCCCGCAGCAAAGCAAGAUGCGGCUUGCUGCUAUUCGCGGCGGGCUCGUUCCUGAUACGCCGGCUGGACAUGCGCGUGUCCAUUUCGUGACGGAGGGAGAAGCCAGUUUAUACUAUUGCGUUCAAAAUGGACUGGUCGAGGAGUCCACGAAUGAUGGCGAUAGUGUCAUGAUUGUCGACGCAGGCGGCGGAACAGUGGACAUCAGCACGUACAAGUUCGUCACAGUCUCCCCUAUGACUGUAGAAGAAGCGGCCAAUCCCGACUGUCUGAUGCAAGGCUCCACUACAGUAAAUGUCCGAGCCUCGAAGUUCCUGAAAGAUAAGUUGGUAAAGUCGCGGUACGGCAAUGACGACGAUAUCAAGUCCAUGAUGGAGUUCUUUGACAAGAACACGAAGCAAAUCUUCAAAGACUCCGCUGAACCGUCGUACAUAAAGUUCGGUUCCAUGGGCUGUAAUGAUCCCGUAGCCGGUAUACGUCGUGGGCAGCUUGUCCUCAGUGGAUCAGAAGUUUCGGCCUUGUUUGAGCCCUCCGCGGUAGCGAUCGUAGACGCGAUUCAACGUCAGCGGCAGCUAUCGCCGCCUUCAUUGAGAACUGUAUUCUUAGUUGGAGGUUUCGCCGCGAGCCCGUGGCUAUUCGCUCGACUACAGCAGCAGUUAAAAGCUCUCGGACUGGUGCUGUCGAGGCCCGAUCGUCACACGAGCAAGGCCGUGUCAGAGGGCGCGGUGGCCUUUUAUCUCGGGCGAUGGGUAUCGGCGAGGAAGGCUAGGGUGACGUACGGCGUCAAAUGCUCUCACUAUUUGAACAGCUCCAACUCAGAGCACAUAAAGCGGUAUGCCAAGGUCUACACGUUGCCUUCAGGCUUGCGCGCGGUGCGCGAUGGCUACAUCACGAUGUUGUCGAAGGGCAGCCAAGUCACGGAGAACCAUGAGAUUCAGCGAGAGAUGAUCAAGGAAUCAAACAAAAAGGCAGACCUCAAGUAUGUCACAAGCGACAUCACAUGCUACAGAGGCAAGGCCGGAGACCCUGCCUGGACCGAUGUUGAACCGGAGAUGUUUUCGAAGUUAUGCACGGUCUACGCAGACACUUCUCGCGCGCAGAAGCACAAAAAGAAAGGUCCGAUGGGACAUUUCUUCAGAGCCGAAUACAAGGUCAUCUUAUUGUGCGGGCUGACCGAGCUCAAGGCGCAAAUAAGUUGGAUCGAGAAUCUGUCCACUUACAGCGACAUACAUAGAGGUCCUGCCAGUAUUGUGUAUGAUGACGAUGCUGCCGCACGAGACUAA